AUGACUAUGACCAUGAGAUCACUUGAACCUUCGCCUUAUUUUGCGGGAUAUCCUUUCCAAGAAACAUGCGACAAAGAUAUCCAAUCGGAGCAUUCAAGUAUGCCUAAUUACCUUAAAUUACUGCGUUACAACUUGACUUUACCAGUCACGCUUAUCUUUUAUCGCGAGUACGGGCCAUCUAACAAAUUUAAAAACUGUGAAACAAGUCAUAAAACUCCACAAGCUUUAAAGAUUUUUUAUGCAAAUUUGAAUGCACAUGAUGUAGAGAGCAGCAAAAAAUUAAUAUCAGGUAAUCAAUGA
Clunio marinus is the source of this 300-nucleotide messenger RNA. NCBI's taxonomy places the organism in Eukaryota, Metazoa, Arthropoda, Insecta, Diptera, Chironomidae. The record is from the annotation of a GenBank genome assembly.